Oncorhynchus tshawytscha (Chinook salmon) is the source of this 4555-nucleotide messenger RNA. Its product is annotated as brain-specific angiogenesis inhibitor 1-associated protein 2-like protein 1. Gene Ontology annotation, molecular function: protein binding. The record is from RefSeq and is a predicted model, not a curated record. Gene Ontology annotation, biological process: actin crosslink formation; actin filament bundle assembly; positive regulation of actin filament polymerization. Gene Ontology annotation, cellular component: nucleoplasm; cytosol. The transcript has 14 exons. NCBI's taxonomy places the organism in Eukaryota, Metazoa, Chordata, Actinopteri, Salmoniformes, Salmonidae. Bases 639 to 2114 code for a protein of 491 amino acids.
ACAUAAUUAGGCACAGAAGGUGUUUACAUGAGACUGAUGUCGAUGGCCAAAUUGGUGAAUUGAUUUUAAAGUAAACCUAUUGUGAUUUAAAUUAAUCCGAAUGCAAUAACAAGAACCGCCCCGGGAGAGUGAGCGCCCAACCCCUAUUGUCAAUUCCGAGUUGAUGAUCUACCUAAAACCACAGCACCGAAAGUGCUUGACUCAUAAAUAUCCUAUUAAAUUACUAUAGGGACUAUGUGAUCAUAAUCCCUCAAAGUUACAGAAUAGGACUAAAUGGCAGCCGUCUUGGUCAAGGAGAAUUAUCAUUAUCAUUCCUAAUUAUAUGGUUUGACUAAAGCAGUGACGACUCGGAUACCACGGUUUCUACCUCCCGCCCCGCGGACACAGUGAGUUUGACUGUCUCGCUGUCAGCGCAGCGGUGAAUGCUGGUUUGUUUGGCCACCAGCGAACAGUUGCGUUUCGGCUCUACGUGUACAUGCAAGGUGUGACAAAUGCCAUCUAGCGUAAACUACUCCUGGAACAAUUAAACAGCCCACCCUUGGAUUUGAAAGGAAUUCUAUAGACUUCGAGUGAUUGGCAUUGGUUUUUGGCUUGUUUCUGUUGUUCCAUCUUGUAGAGACUGAGAAAUAACUGCCAACAUGUCUAGGGAUCAUGACAAUGUGAAUAAGCUGACCGAAAGUACAUACAAGAAUGUGAUGGAGCAGUUGAAUCCGGGACUGAGGAACCUUGUCAAUCUGGGGAAGAACUAUGAGAAAUCUGUAGCCGUGAUGACUCUUGCUGGGAAGGCGUACUUUGAUGCUGUGUCAAAGAUAGGAGAGACUGCUUCCGUGUCCCCUGUCUCCAGAGAAUUAGGUGUGGUUCUGAUGGAAAUCUCUGAGGUGCACAAGAAGGUUCACCUGGAGCUGGAGGAGAAUUUCAAGCAGUUCCACAAAGAAAUCAUUUCUGAGCUGGAGAGGAAAACAGAGAUGGAUGUCAAAUAUAUGACUGCAACAUUCAAGCGGUACCAGUCAGAGCACAAAAUGAAGCAGGACUCUCUGGAGCGCUCUCAGACGGACCUGAAGAAGCUGCGGAGAAAGACCCAGGGAAAACAAGCCACCAAGUAUGAGAAGAAGGAGAACGAGUAUAUAGAGACCAUCUCGUCUCGGCAGAGUGACAUGCAGAAGUUCAUCGCUGACGGCUGCAGAGAGGCCCUCCUGGAGGAGAAGAGACGAUUCUGCUUCCUGGUCGACAAACACUGCACGUUCUCUUACCAUGUCAACACCUUCCACGAGAAGGCCAAAGAGCUGCUGGCAGUGAAGCUGCCCAGCUGGCAGGAUAAAUGCAAAGAUGCCACCAAGGUCCCCGACACAGUAUUGACCAUGCUAGAGGGGCUCCGCACCCCCAUGUCUGGGACCCCAGAAGCCUCGCCUCUCGUCGAACGCUACAACAGGAACAACAGGGACUCAAUGGUUCCUCCACCAGCCCCCCAGCUGAAGGCCCAGAUCAGUCCACUGGCUAAUAUGUUCAACCAGGACGUCCCCCACGCCUCCUUCACAUCCACAUCUACAUCAGACCACAACUCAGGCCAGAGCAGUAUGGAGAACAGUGGAAGCCUGUCUCUAUCCCGGUCAGUGUCGAUAGGUUCUGGGCUGAACGUGGGCAGGAAGCCACGGGUCAGGACCAUCUUCCCCCACACGGCCGGCAACAACGACACACUCCUGUCCUUUGAUGAUGGUGACAUCAUCAUACUGCUCAUCAAGGAGGAGAAGGACGGAUGGCUAUACGGAGAGCUGGAGAAGACCCGGCAGCGGGGCUGGUUUCCCUCAUCUUACUGCCGACCUUACAAUGAACCAUUGAUCUCAAACAGUUUGGGGACACCGGUGCGUCGUCUGAGUGUGGCCAGUCUUCCGGAACAGGAAGAGGAGGAGCCUGUUUUGCUGCCACCGCCAGACUACAGCGACAGGACAGGGAACAGCCCUGUCAGCCUGGUCAGCGCCUCCACACCCUCACCCAAAAACACGAUCUCUCUACCCAAUGAGGUUGGAAAGGUUCCCUUUCUGGGAGGUGGGAAUCCCUUUGCCACUGUCAAACUGAGACCCACAGUGACCAACGACAGAUCAGCACCCAACGUCUAAUAACCAGAGCUCAUCCAGACAGAGGAAUGAUAAAGCACCACCAACACUCCAGAAUUACAGUCCAACAAUAUGUCCACAAAGCAUGGAUUCUACUCCGCUUCAGCAAACCAGCUACAUUGUAGCUAGCUCCAUUGUACCCGAGCCAGCUCCAUUGUAGCCAGCUCUGUUGUAGCCAGCGCCGUUGUUACUAGCUCCGUUGUAGCCAGCUCCAUUGUAGCCAGCUCCGUUGUAGCCAGCUCCGUUGUAGCCAGCUCCAUUGUAGCCAGCUCCAUUGUAGCCAGCUCCAUUGUAAAACAGAGUAGUGAAGUGACAAUGAUUAUGGGCAGUGCUGAAACAUAAUAAAAUCCAGGCUACCUUCCUCACUCUUUUGCGUUCAGAUUGUUUUUUAAAUAAAUAUAUAUACAGUCGCUAGUGAAAGUCUACACACCCUUUGCAGAGUCUUCAAAGUUUGUUGCCUUAAAAUGUAAUCUACAGAGGGAAUUAAAAAAAAAAUUCUACUGACCUACACUGACAUACACAACCUACUUCACAUUUUCAGACUGAAAGAUAAAUUAUACAACACCCCAGAGUUAAUACUGGGUGGAAGCACCUUUGGCAGCCAUUACAGCUGGGAAUCAUUUGUUGUACUAUUAGGGCAACAUUUAUCCAUUGUUUUGGCAAAAUUGCUCAAGCUCAUUACAUUUGGUUGGGAAUCAUUGAUGGACACCAAUAUUCGAACCGUGUCUCUGAUUUUCGAGCAAAGUUAGUCGGGACUGAGAGUGGACUACUGAGGAACACUCAAGACCUCUUGGAAAACAUUUUGGAGUCUUCGGCAUUAACAUUUGUGUAAUUGUUCCGCAAAAACAUCUAUCCCAGGGUUAGGUUUUCAGAAGACUGAGGGAGGGUUUUCUCUAACUUCUUACCUGGACUUUGCUCCUUUCAUAUUUAUUUUUGAUCAUGACAAACUCCCCAGUCCCUGCCGUUGACAAGCUAUAACCUAUAACAUGAGUUAUUAUAUGAUAAUUUACUGCUCUUGAGCAAUUUUGACAAAAACGAUGGAUAUAUAUUUCCCUAAGAGUUGUCGAGAGUUGGAAUUUUAUUCCAAAUGAUUAACAGCUGUAAUGGCUGCCAACAGUGUUUCCACCAAGUAUUAACUCUGGGGUGUGAAGUCAUACACAAUAAAGACUUCUUUAAAAAAAAAAAAUCAUUGAACAUUUUCUGUAAUUUAUUUCACUGAAAAUGUGGAUUAGGUUGUGUACAUCGGUAGGAAGGCAAAAUGAUUAUUAGUUUAUUUUUGUAAUAUUUGGGGAGUGUUGACCUUCUCAAGGCACUGUAUUCUGUCUGUAGACCUUCUCGAGACACUGUAUUCUGUCUGUAGUAGUUGUAGGAAUGAGGCACAGGGACACUAGUUGGGGAAAGAAGUGCUACAUUUUUUGCCAUAUUUAUUUUUUCAUUAUGACGUAACCAUUUUUCAAUGGGGAGGCUACUAUUUAUGCGUACAUUUUAAACAAAUUAGAGAUGUAUCAUUUUUUAAAAUUCAUUUCAUCAUAAAGAAGUCUACUCAGCCCCCACUAAGUGUAUUGAGUGUAAACAAUGAGAGUUUAUGGAAGAAUAAAUAUAUCUCAUGUAAGUUCUGUGUAAAAUGAAAAUAAGUGAUUUUUGAUUAGCCAUAGACUACUAAAUGAAUGUAUGCUGAAUGGGGAAUGGAUUGACAUAUGGACUCUGCUAUGCUAUUUCUUCAUAGUUUUAAAAGUAUUUUUUCAUACUUGUUUAAAGGUUCAUGAUGUUUAUAAAGUUGUAAGGAGACAAUGUAUCUUCAUUUUUUUCAUGGUAAGCUGAAGACUGUGUUUUACAAAUACACAAUUGUUGUAAAUCACAAUAACAUUGUUAUUGGUAGAAAUACCGUAUGAACCAUGCAGUAUAUCGAAAGAGUAUAUAGGUUUUUCUCUUCCUUCAGUGUAGAGGAAUUCAUGAUACACACUGCUGUCCAUGAUAAUUGAUGAUUCCCAAAUAAGUGUCUGGUUCUUCUUCUAUCUCUGUUCAGAUACUGAUGUGUAUUCUGUCAUUCUCUAAAGGUGACAAGGAAAAUGCUUUACCAUGGUGUUCUGUAGACUAAAGUUAUGUUAUCUCACAGUAAAACAGGAUAAACCUUAACAUGGUCUUUAUUUUUUUAAACAUUUUUUAAAAUUAAUGUACUGUCUUUGCAAUUUACUGCCAUAACCUACUGAAUAUCUGUAUGAAGACUGUAUAACUGACAAUGUUGUAUGUCCCUUAAUACAUGAGAUGAAAUUGAGAAUUUGGUUGUCUUUUAAUUGAAUGAGUCGUUUUUAUUUUAUAUUGAACGAAUGAGUAGGCUACCAUUCUUUCCUGCCCCAUAGUAAAUAGCUUUAAGUUAUGUUAAUUUGAUUGCCAUAAAUACUCACAUUAAUAUCUAAAUAAAGAUGUCUAUGUUUACCACUAGA